AUGUUGGAACGCUGUGAAAUGCUUCGCAAGCGCUUUAGGAAACAAUUCUCCUGGCUUCAGUGGCCAAUUGCGGCCGUUGAUGUGGAAGAGGGGGAGGUGGAACGCCACCCUAUUUGCACCAAAAGCCUUGAGCUCAAUGUUGACAGUGUCCGUGAGAUGGUUCAUUUCUACCAUGGGGCUUUCGUGGAUAUCCACCAGCUAUCUGCACAGGACAAGAAGGUGCGAGAACUCUUUUCCAUCAUCGAAAAGCUUCGCUCAGAAUGGGCCUUUGCUGACUCUCCCACAGAGCCAGCCCCUUUGAACCUCGAAGGUGAAGUCAACCAUGAUUCCGACUGCUAUGAGAAUGAAAACCAUGUUGAUCCACCCACGGGGUCAAAGCUUGAGAGAAAGGGUGCCAAUGCUUCCUUGGCUAGAGCUGAAUCGACCACGUCUGUGGAUACCCUGAGCCCGCCCAAUGCUUUGCUCAAAGGCAUGGGCAUCGAUGUGGUGAUGACGACGGAUCAGGAGAAGGAGCUGCAUGACAUCAUCAAGCAGAUCAAUGAGCUGACGCACGGAUCCCAGCCAAACCGGAUUUUUCAAAAAUAUCUGGAAGGAUAG
Cladocopium goreaui is the source of this 597-nucleotide messenger RNA. The record is from the annotation of a GenBank genome assembly. NCBI's taxonomy places the organism in Eukaryota, Dinophyceae, Suessiales, Symbiodiniaceae.